This is a messenger RNA of Panicum hallii, 1066 nucleotides long. Its product is annotated as proteasome subunit beta type-7-A-like. Gene Ontology annotation, molecular function: threonine-type endopeptidase activity. The record is from RefSeq and is a predicted model, not a curated record. Gene Ontology annotation, cellular component: proteasome core complex. The transcript is spliced from 9 exons. The coding region runs from base 151 to 972 and encodes 273 amino acids. NCBI's taxonomy places the organism in Eukaryota, Viridiplantae, Streptophyta, Magnoliopsida, Poales, Poaceae.
GCCCAUCACGAGUAGGAGGCCCCCGUACCGCUCGCUUCUGUUCUUUCUUCUUCCCCAAUCUGUGCUGCCGCCGCCGUCGACCCGAGCUCGAGGCGGUUGCCAGAGUUCGUCGCUUCUUCGCUGCGCGUCUGACCCGAACCCGUUCUCAGGAUGGUUGCGUCAAUGGAUGUCCCUGCCAAGGGCGGGUUCAGCUUUGAUCUGUGCCCCAGGAAUCGCAUGCUGGAGAAGAAGGGCCUCAAGGUUCCCGGUUUCAGAAAGACUGGGACUACAAUUGUUGGUUUGGUUUUUGCGGAUGGUGUUGUUCUUGGGGCAGACACAAGGGCAACUGAGGGGCCUAUAGUUGCUGACAAGAACUGUGAGAAAAUUCAUUAUAUGGCACCAAAUAUCUAUUGCUGUGGAGCAGGAACUGCUGCUGAUACGGAGGCCGUAACAGACAUGGUUAGCUCCCAGCUGGAGCUCCACCGAUAUGCAACUGGUCGCGUAUCAAGAGUUGUAACAACUCUUACACUCUUAAAAUCGCACCUUUUUAGAUAUCAAGGUCAUGUUAGCGCGGCCCUUGUUCUUGGUGGAGUUGAUUGUACUGGACCGCAUCUACACACAGUUUAUCCACAUGGUUCAACAGACACACUGCCAUUUGCCACAAUGGGUUCAGGGUCCCUUGCUGCAAUGUCAGUUUUUGAAUCAAAGUACAAAGAAGGCCUCACGAGGGAAGAGGGAAUACAGCUUGUAUCAGAAGCAAUUUGUGCUGGUAUCUUCAAUGAUUUGGGUAGUGGCAGCAAUGUCGAUGUUUGUGUAAUUACCAAGCAGGGUAAAACUGAAUACUUAAGGAACCACCAGUUGCCAAAUCCAAGGACAUACGUCAGCUCCAAGGGAUACAGCUUUGUCCAGGGACAGACUGAGGUACUGUCGACGAAGAUUACUCCCUUGAAAACCAAGGGUGAGGUUACCGUCGGUGAUGCCAUGGAAGAAUGAUCAUGUAUUCAUGUAUGCUGUAAUGGACUUAUGGUUAUGGUUUGGUUGGCACAUUUUUUUUAGAAAGAAAAAAGAAGCUUGGUACAUGUGCCAG